Oppia nitens is the source of this 1293-nucleotide messenger RNA. RefSeq names its product serine protease HTRA2, mitochondrial-like. The transcript is spliced from 4 exons. Gene Ontology annotation, molecular function: protein binding. NCBI's taxonomy places the organism in Eukaryota, Metazoa, Arthropoda, Arachnida, Sarcoptiformes, Oppiidae. The record is from RefSeq and is a predicted model, not a curated record. The coding region runs from base 73 to 1293 and encodes 406 amino acids.
UAGCUAUUAUUUGUUAAAUUAUUGAUUUUGAAAACAAUUAAAAAGUCAAAUUAUGAUAAUAGUUGCAAAAUAAUGGUAUCACUCAAUCGUAUAACAAGACUAGUGGCCAUCAAUUGUAUAGUACUAACAUCAUAUCAAAAACAUCGACGAUCUGUAAGUCCCGGUUACUCUCCAAGCAUGAGAUGCGCUCAGUUGGUCGAUACUAAACCAACCAUUGCUCGCAUCGGUACUGUAUCACUUACACGAGUGGCCAAAAUCUGGGUCAAAGGACAACACACGACUGAUCCACUUAAAGAAGGAACGGCAUGUGUGGUCAAUGCCGAAGAUGGCUUACUAAUAACCAAUGCACACGUGUGCGCCGACAUGCGCGACGCCUAUGUACGAUAUAUACGGAAACGGUCAAAUGGGGGCUACGAGCAAGUGAACCGACGUAGAGUACAGGUGCUGUACGUUGAACCGCACUACGACCUGGCUCUCGUACGGAUCAUGUAUAUGUUGGGCACCGAUGAUGAACUGACCGAUGAGUUUGAUUUUUGUGACGACGAUGCCAACAGCUAUUUUGGCCAACAAGUAGUCUGUUUAGGAUAUCCCGAAAUUGGCUCCCUAUUGACUACUGUCGGUACUAUUGGUUGUCCCGCCAGUCUGUAUAAGCAAUGGUUUUCCGACAGCACGUCGACCAAUGAUAAGGCUUUUCUGUAUCAUAUCAGUGGUGUGGCCAAAGGCUAUUCGGGUGGACCGCUGGUCAACGAUAGGUUUCAAUUGGUUGGAGUACAUCACACUACCGUUGAAUUGGUUCAUAGGUUUGCCACGACGUCCAGUAUACUACUCUCAUUUUACGAAAGGGGUACGACCCGGGACUAUUGGAGUCAACAGAGAGUCUAUACAAGCGAUAAGAAACAUAGGGUUAAAUUGAAGUGUAAUUUGAAACCAUUAAUGGGUGCAGAGAUUUGUUGGUAUAAUCCAGCACUUAAUGAUGACUACAAAAUGAUGGCCACAAGUGAGGGUCAGAUAUAUGAUACACCGCAAGUAGGUUAUGGUAAGGAUAACGGCUAUAUACUGGUAUGGAAUGUUAUCAAACAAGUUGACAGUCCUACUAAAAAUGAAACUUUACAACAAUUUGAUUUGAUAACUAAAAUAAAUGCUAAACCCGUUGAUUCUAUACAUGACUUAAUCGAUACAUUGAAAACAAAUAGUGGAAAGUCUGUUGAGCUAACUGUCCACAGAAAUAACAGUUUAAAAUUAAUUACUGUAACUACUGAGUACAGUACUAGUGAUUCAUAUAAUUUGAUUUAA